AUGCUGGUCUCACUGUCCUUACCACCACCGCACUUUAAUCCAUCCCGCCUCUCGGAGCCGAAGACGGUGGAACCAUCCGCACCUGCGAUAGAUGCGGAGCCGCCUGCAACAGCCGCUGCAGACGAGAGAGAGAGGCAUUGGAGGGGAGUAAUAAAAAACACCCUUGUGGAAGGGACUAUGAUUCAAGCAUUCCCAGUUGUUAUACAGAAUAACAGACUGAAAAGAUGGGAGGCGUUUGACUGGAAAGUCCUUGAGAAAUUAAAGACUGCUGUGAGUCAAUAUGGAAUCAAAUCUACGUUAGCCCAACAAUUGCUACAAUUCAUCUUUUCUGCUGAUACGCUGAUCCCUCAAGAUAUUAUGCAAAUAGUACGGUUGGUUUUGGAACCCUCACAAAUGUUAGUAUUUUUGCGACAUUGGGAAGCGCUCUGUGAUCGGGAACAGGCAACUCCACGACAGCCAACAGAUCUCUUAUGGGCAGUAACCACGCAGAUGUUGAUGGGUACUGGACCCUUCACGGCAGGGAAUGCCCAGGUGCAAUGUAUCACCAAGGUUCAUCAUCUAUCACAGAAUUUGGCAUAUCAAGCCCUUAUUACCUUACCAGACAAGAUGCGAACCCAUGUUUUUACUCAGGUGAAACAAGGGCCUAAUGAACCUUUCGCACAAUUUAUUGAUAGACUGCAUAAGGCAAUUUUUGAUCAUCCUGACAUGGACGAUGCCAUGAAAGAGAAAGUGCAGCUGUACAAGGAGCUAUAAAGCCGUUUCUCAAUAAAGCCAGUAAGAAACCCUUGGUCAAGUGUUUUAAUUGUGGCAAACUUGGACACAUCAGGAGCCAAUGUAAAGCUUCUGCUAGUAAAAGGUGGUGCAACAGUUGUAAGAAAGAUAAACACACCACCCAAGAAUGUAGAAAGAAGGGAAACUUUACACCGAGUGCGAAGGCCCCUCACGCGACGACACAAAUGCAAGGGGCUUGGGCUGCCAGCCCUCAGGCAGCCUCACAACUGCCAGAUCCGCCACUGCAGGAAGCUCCGGAGUGGACGUGGAAACCGCAGUAGACAU
Messenger RNA from Aquila chrysaetos chrysaetos, 1056 nucleotides. RefSeq lists its product as uncharacterized. The coding region runs from base 1 to 753 and encodes 250 amino acids. The record is from RefSeq and is a predicted model, not a curated record. Lineage: Eukaryota; Metazoa; Chordata; Aves; Accipitriformes; Accipitridae. Gene Ontology annotation, biological process: viral process. The transcript has 2 exons.